Molecule: messenger RNA, 2937 nt
Organism: Ceratotherium simum simum (southern white rhinoceros)
Lineage: Eukaryota; Metazoa; Chordata; Mammalia; Perissodactyla; Rhinocerotidae
Gene: CLCA1
Product: chloride channel accessory 1
Biological process (GO): chloride transport
Cellular component (GO): plasma membrane
Molecular function (GO): intracellularly calcium-gated chloride channel activity
Source: RefSeq, a predicted model, not a curated record
AGGGUAAAGAAAGCUGCCUCCAAAACCAAUACUUCCCAAAGAGAGAAAUCCAAGGGAGAAGUACAGCAAUGGGGUCAUUUAAGAGUUCUGUUUUCAUCUUAGUCCUUCACUUUCUGGAAGGGGCCCUGAGCAAUUCACUCAUUCAGCUGAAUAAUAAUGGCUAUGAAGGCAUUGUCAUUGCAAUUGACCCUAAUGUGCCAGAAGAUGAAACACUCAUUCAACAAAUAAAGGACAUGGUGACCCAGGCAUCUCCAUACCUGUUUGAAGCUACAGAAAAAAGAUUCUAUUUCAAAAAUAUUGCCAUUUUGAUUCCUGAAAAAUGGAAGACAAAACCUGAAUAUGUGAGGCCAAAACUUGAGACCUACAAAAAUGCUGAUGUUCUAGUUGCUGAACCUAAUCCUCCAGGAAACGAUGAACCCUAUACCGAGCAGAUGGGAAAUUGUGGAGAAAAGGGUGAAAGAAUUUACUUCACUCCUGACUUCUUAGCAGGAAAAAAGUUGCCUCAAUAUGGACCACAAGGAAGGGCAUUUGUCCACGAAUGGGCUCAUCUACGAUGGGGAGUAUUUAAUGAAUACAAUAAUGACCAGAAAUUCUACUUAUCCAAAGGAAAAAACAAAGCAGUAAUAUGUUCGGCAGCUAUUACUGGUAAAAAUUUAGUAAAUAAGUGUCAAGGAGGCAGCUGUGCCUCCAAACCUUGCAGACUCGACAAAGUAACAGGGCUAUUUGAGAAAGAAUGUGAGUUCAUACCUGACAGCUUGCAGACUGAGAAGGCUUCCAUAAUGUUUUCACAAAGUAUUGAUUCUGUGGUCCAAUUCUGCACAGAAAAAAAUCACAAUAAAGAAGCCCCAAACCUGCAAAACCAAAGAUGCAAUCUCAGAAGCACAUGGGAAGUGAUUCGCGAUUCUGAGGACUUUAAGAAAACCACUCCUAUGACGACACAGCCACCCCAGCCCACCUUCUCACUGCUGCAGACUGGACAAAGAAUUGUGUGUUUAGUCCUUGAUAAAUCUGGAAGCAUGGCGACUGGUGGCCGCCUUAACAGACUGAACCAAGCAGGCAAACUUUUCCUCCUGCAGACAGUUGAGCAAGGGUCCUGGGUUGGAAUGGUGACGUUUGAUAGUGCUGCCCAUGUACAAAGUGCACUCAUACAGAUAAAUGGUGGCACUGAAAGGGACUUGCUCACCAGAAAGUUACCCACAGUGGCCUCAGGAGGAACGUCCAUCUGCUCCGGGCUUCGAUCAGCAUUUACUGUGAUUAGGGGGAAAUACACAACAGACGGAUCUGAAAUCGUGCUAUUGACCGAUGGGGAGGACAACACUAUAAAUGUGUGCUUUAAUGAGGUGAAACAAAGUGGAGCUGUCAUCCACACAGUCGCCCUGGGGCCCUCUGCAGCGCAAGAACUAGAGGAGCUGUCUAAAAUGACAGGGGGGUUACAGAUGUAUGCUUCAGAUCAGGCUCAGAACAACGGCCUCAUCGACGCUUUCGGAGCCCUUUCCUCAGGGAACGGAGCUAUCUCCCAGCGCUCCAUCCAGCUUGAGAGUAAGGGAUUAACCCUCCAGAACAGUCAGUGGAUGAACGGCACAGUGAUUGUGGACAGCACUGUGGGAAAUGAUACUUUGUUUCUCAUCACCUGGACAACACAGCCUCCCCAAAUCCUUCUCUGGGAUCCCAGUGGAAAGAGACAAGAUGGCUUUGUAGUGGACACAACAACCAAAAUGGCCUACCUCCAAGUCCCAGGCACUGCCAAGGUUGGCAUUUGGAAUUACAGUCUGCAAGCAAACUCCCAAACCUUGACUUUGACUGUCACCUCUCGUGCAUCAAGUGCUACCUUGCCUCCAGUUACAGUGACCUCUAAAGUGAACAAAGACACAGGCAAAUUCCCCAGCCCUAUGGUAGUUUAUGCAAAGAUUCACCAAGGAAACUUACCGAUUCUCAGGGCCACUGUCACAGCCCUGAUAGAAUCGGUGAAUGGAAAAACAGUUACCUUGGAAUUAUUGGACAAUGGAGCAGGUGCUGAUGCUACUAAGAAUGAUGGUAUCUAUUCAAGGUAUUUUACGUCUUACGACACAAAUGGUAGAUACAGUAUAAAAGUGUGGGCUCUGGGAGGAGUGAACACAGCCGGACAAAAGGUGGUACCCCAGCAGAAUGGAGCCAUGUACAUACCUGGCUGGUUUGAGAAUGGUGAAAUAAAAUGGAAUCCACCAAGACCUGAAAUCAAUAAGGAUGAUCUUCAAGGCAAGCAAGUGUGUUUCAGCAGAACAUCCUCGGGAGGUUCAUUUGUGGCCUCCAAUGUCCCAAAUGCUCCCAUACCUGAUCUCUUUCCACCUUGCCAAAUCACUGACCUGAAGGCAAAAAUCCAAGGGGACAGUCUCAUUAAUCUGACUUGGACAGCUCCUGGGGACGAUUACGAUCACGGAACAGCUCACAAGUACAUCAUUAGAAUAAGUGCAAAUAUUCUUGAUCUUAGAGACAAAUUCAAUGACUCGCUUCAAGUGAACACUAAUGAUCUCAUCCCAAAGGAGGCCAACUCUGAGGAAGUCUUUGUGUUUAAACCAGAAAACAUCACUUUUGAAAAUGGCACGGAUCUUUUCAUUGCUAUUCAGGCUGUUGAUGAGGUCAACCUGAAGUCAGAAAUCUCCAACAUUGCACAAGUAUCUUUGUUUAUUCCCCCACAGACUCCUCCAGAGACACCUAGUCCUUCUCUUCCUUAUCCUGAUAUUAACGUCAACAGCACCAUUCCUGGCAUUCGCAUUCUAAAAAUUAUGUGGAAGUGGCUAGGGGAAUUGCAGCUGUCAGUAGCCUUGGGCUAGGUUUUCAUGAGAUAAACAAAUCACCCAUCCUUCUUUUGAUUAUAAAAUUUUCUAAAAUGUAUUUUAGACUUCCUAUAGGGGAUGAUACAAUGAAAUAAAAUGCUAAACAACUGGAUACAUACGUAUA